This is a messenger RNA of Solanum lycopersicum (tomato), 733 nucleotides long. The record is from RefSeq and is a predicted model, not a curated record. Lineage: Eukaryota; Viridiplantae; Streptophyta; Magnoliopsida; Solanales; Solanaceae.
AACUGAAAAUUAACUUUUUUCUUUGCACCCCUACCCUCUACCUUUUUCUCCCACAUCUCUUCUUCCUCAUUUUCUCUACUGAGUCUACACUCUUUCAACAAAUAUGGCUUCCCAAAAAUCCCCAAAUUUUCUACCUAUUUUACUUUCAUUUACCCUUAUUUUCUUCACUCUACAAGCUACCACCGCUGCAUCUGCUAAAACUCCGGCGAAAAAAGUUUUGAACUGUUUACCGUCGGAGCUCAUGCACCUUGCUUCUGCUUGUUUUCCGAUGGAAGAAUCUCCAGUAGAAUCCGAAGAUCUAUGCUGUGAGCUUGUCAAAUCUGUGAUCUCUUCAUCGGAAUCCGACCGACACUACGAUCUGAAAGAGUGUCUUUGUACAGCUGCGACGAUUAAUCAAAUAGUCAUCGGACGUGAUAGAAGAGUUUCUAAAGUCGUCGGAAGUUGUACCGGAGAAACUACAGCUAGGUAUAACUGCUUCUCUGAUAUCUAAUUCUCCAAUUAGCAGACUUAGAUCUCGAUAUCUGUUUUCAAUUUUUUUUUUUUUGCUAUGGUGUGAUUUUAGAUCCAAGUUUAAGUGUAAAUUUUUCAAUUUUUGUUCUGAGAUUCAAGUAGAUUAGUCCUUUAUUUCCAUUAAUGUUUUGUUCCUAAAAAAUAUGCAAGAAUGUUUAAGAGAAAUUAGCAGUAUUUAUUUCAUGGUGUUCAUUGAGUUUAUAGAAUUAGCAAAUUGGCUUUG